Brassica rapa (field mustard) is the source of this 1659-nucleotide messenger RNA. Its product is annotated as DDB1- and CUL4-associated factor 8. Gene Ontology annotation, molecular function: protein binding. Gene Ontology annotation, cellular component: Cul4-RING E3 ubiquitin ligase complex; cytoplasm. Lineage: Eukaryota; Viridiplantae; Streptophyta; Magnoliopsida; Brassicales; Brassicaceae. The record is from RefSeq and is a predicted model, not a curated record.
UUGUGGGUGAAAUUUUCACAACCAUCCUCUCUCUCUUCCGUUCAAUCUCUCUUUCUUUCUCCGUCGCGUGCUCCGACGCAGAAGCAGUAAUCAAGAUGAGUAGACGGCCGAGCAAAAGACAGAGAAGCAGCGACCAUACCGUGGUGAGAAUCUGGGAAAGGGAGCUGGGUCAGCUGCCCAAUCGUAGUUUCUCCAAUCGUUUCUCAGCCUCUGAGCAUCUAUUAAACCGACUUGGUCUCCACAAGAAGCUCCAAGAGCAUACGGGCUGUGUCAACACUGUAAGCUUCAAUGCCGAUGGAGAUAUCCUUGUGUCUGGUUCUGAUGACAGGCAGGUUAUACUCUGGGAUUGGGAUACUGCCACUGUCAAGCUCUCUUUCGAUUCUGGCCAUUGCAACAAUAUUUUCCAAGCCAAGUUCAUGCCUUUCUCUGACGAUCGCAGCAUUGUCACCUCUUCUGCUGAUGGACAGGUUCGCUAUUCGAAAAUUCUAGAGUCGGGACAAGUAGAGACUUGUAUGUUGGGUAUACAUCAAGGACAGGUCCACAAGUUGGCUAUUGAGCCUGGUAGUCCUUUCUCAUUCUACACUUGUGGUGAGGAUGGCGUUGUAAAGCAUUUUGAUCUUAGGACACGGGUGGCUACAAAUCUUUUCACUUGUAAAGAAGCAAAGUACAAUUUAAUUGUCUACUUGAAUGCAAUUGCAGUUGAUCCGAGGAACCCUGGUCUUCUUGCCGUGGCUGGAAUGGAUGAGUAUGCUCGUGUCUAUGACAUUCGUAGCUACCGCUCCGAGACUUGGUAUAAUUAUUCCGAACCCGUAGACCACUUUUGUCCUGCUCAUUUGAUUGGAAGCGACCAUGUGGGAAUAACAGGCCUGGCUUACUCAGAUCAAAGCGAGCUCCUUGCUUCAUAUACCGACGAGUUCAUCUAUCUUUUCAGCCCUGGUAUGGGGAUGGGCCCGAAUCCCCCUUCUUCAUCUGAGACUGAUACUGAGACUGAGACUGAGACUGAGGUGAGGAAGACGAUACAGCCGCAGGUUUACAAAGAGCACAGUAACCGGGAAACAGUCAAAGGUGUGGGCUUUUUUGGACCCAAGUGUGAGUAUGUUGUCAGUGGUUCGGACUGUGGCAGAAUAUUUAUUUGGAGGAAGAAAGAUGGAGAGCUUCUCCGUGCCAUGGAAGCAGAUAAACAUGUUGUCAACUGUAUAGAGUCUCAUCCUCACAUGCCACUCAUGGCUAGUAGUGGAAUCGAGACUGACAUCAAAAUAUGGACUCCUGGAGGAACUGAGGAACUCGGUUCGCCUAGAACUGCUGAACAGGCCUCGGUUUCUGGUAACUCUCGUUGGUUCAUGUUUUAUGAUGAAGAGGGAGAUGAUCAUGCACGCGGGUAUUAUGUGGCCGAUUGUGAUGAUGAUGACGAGGAGGAGGAAGAUGAAGAUGAUUCUGAUGAUGAGAGUUCAGAUGAUGAUGAGAGUGCAGAAGAGGAGGGGGAUAGUGAUGUCGACGUUGAGAUUAGGAAGGAUAAUGAUGAUGAUGAUGAGGACCAAGGAUGAUCACUUGUACGGAUUACAAUACAUAGAGAUACACUAGAUUUUUUUUUUUUUGAGCAACAGGUACACUAGAUUAACACAGCAAAUGCUCUACAAAAAAAGAGCGUUUAGUUAGAGA